Molecule: messenger RNA, 736 nt
Organism: Paraphaeosphaeria sporulosa
Lineage: Eukaryota; Fungi; Ascomycota; Dothideomycetes; Pleosporales; Didymosphaeriaceae
Exons: 3
Coding region: 101-562 (153 amino acids)
Source: RefSeq, a predicted model, not a curated record
ACGGCGUCUCCCGGGUUGCUCAGCGAUGGGCGUGGUUACAUGGGUUCGUGUAUGUCUGCAUGCCCUGAUUGAUGGGCCGUUCGACAGCUUAUAGCAAGAUAUGAUUAGAAGGGCGCGAAGACACUACGAUCCACCUCGAACGGCGCGAGCGAAAUUUCGUCGGCAGGCACAGUAUCAUCGCUCCCCAUCCCAUCGCCGCAAUGGCGUCGCUCGACUCGGCACGAAUGAAGUCUACUCUGGCUCAGUUUUGCCUCUGAUCCCAAAGCGCCAGACGAGGAGGCAGCGGCAGAGCGAGGUCGUGCUCUCUAGUCGGGCAUUUGUAAACCCCGGCGGGCGGUACUAUUUUCCGAUGGCCCGGUAUAGGCUGUUUUUCCUUGACCAAGAUGCCAGUCUGCGAGCGCUGGAAGCCGAGGCACGCGAUGUGUCAUCUUGGCCGCGAUUUCGAACAGGGAAUAUCGGCGAGCUUAGGGCGUAUACAACGAGCGAGACGUACGGAAGGGGUGUUGUGAGGCGGUCGAGCAUGUGGAUGGCUAGAAUCGAGCUGUGUUGCACAUUGUGGUGAGAGGGUGCGAAGCGAGUGAAAUGGCAGGUCUUGAUCACUGGUCUUGCCGGAGGGCAAGACGUCUUUCGUGAAGGAAGGUCGUGGUUUAGCGUGCACUUCAUGCACAGAUUUAGUGGUCUCUGGUGGAAGGCCUGGCCCCUAGAGCAGUAAGGUGGUCGUCGAAGGCAGCACGUC